Molecule: messenger RNA, 2276 nt
Organism: Dermatophagoides pteronyssinus (European house dust mite)
Lineage: Eukaryota; Metazoa; Arthropoda; Arachnida; Sarcoptiformes; Pyroglyphidae
Gene: hrg
Product: poly(A) polymerase hiiragi
Biological process (GO): RNA 3'-end processing
Cellular component (GO): nucleus
Molecular function (GO): RNA binding; poly(A) RNA polymerase activity
Source: RefSeq, a predicted model, not a curated record
AAAAAUGUUUUAGCUGACUCAUUUUGAUUGAUCAAUUUGGAUCACCCAUCAAUCAUUACAUUUUUUUUGUUUUGAUCAUCAAUAAUAAAAACUAAACACACUCAAUUCAAUUUUCCUUAGAUUAAAAUGGAAUUGGCUAGAAUGUCAAAUCAAGAUCGACUCAAACUAUGUCGUCGUUAUUUUUUCAUCGGAUUUUUCGGUCUACCUUUUUUAUGGAUGAUUAACACAGUUUGGUUUGGCAUGUUUAUAUAUAAAUAUGAUUCUUAUCAAGAACAAAGACGGCAACAACAACAACAGCGAUCGAAUAGAACAAAUCGUCAACCGAACAAUCCCCCACGACCAAAUCUAGGCGUUACAGAGCCAAUAUCUAAGUCUAUGCCCAAAGAAUCAGAUAUUGCUGCCACAAAAGCGCUGGAAGAAUGCCUAAGAAAAUAUCAACUUGUAGAAAGUGAAGAAGAAUUGAACAAACGUUGCCUUAUAUUGAGCCAAUUAAAUAAAACAUUGAAAGAAUGGGUUAAAGAUAUUUCGGCACGAAAAUUACCUCAACAUAUGGCCGAUCAAAUGAAUGGAAAAAUUUUCACCUUUGGUUCAUAUCGUUUGGGCGUCCAUACUAGAGAUGCCGAUAUUGAUACAUUGAUCGUUGUUCCUCGUCAUAUUGAGCGCGUUGACUUUUUCGCCACUUUUCCCAACCACCUGAAAAAGAUACCAAAAUGCGAAUAUGUUCGAUCUGUGGAAGAAGCUUUCGUACCUGUCAUGAAAACCAAAAUUGAUGGUAUUGAAUUGGAUAUUCUUUUUUCAAGACUUGCGUUGAAAAACAUAUCAGAGGAUCAAGAUCUCCGUGACGGAACAUUGUUGAAAAAUCUAGAUGAAAAAAGUGUUCGUUCCUUGAAUGGCUGUCGUGUGACGGAUGAUAUUUUACUUUUAGUUCCCAACCAUGAAUCAUUUCGUCUUGCUUUAAGAGCUGUGAAAUUUUGGGCCAAACGUCGUGGCAUUUAUUCGAAUGUUCUUGGAUAUUUAGGAGGUGUAUCAUGGGCUAUGCUAGUGGCUAGGACUUGUCAACUUUAUCCAAACGCUAGCGCAUCCACAUUGUUGCAAAAAUUCUUUCUGGUAUUUCGCCAAUGGCCUUGGCCGAAACCUGUAUUGUUAAGACUCAAUUCCGAUGAUUUUGUCAAUUUGGGAUUUCCUGUUUGGGAUCCAAGAGAGAACGCUAGUGAUCGUUUUCAUUUGAUGCCCAUCAUUACGCCAUCAUAUCCUCAGCAAAAUUCUACUUUCAAUGUGACCAAUUCUACUCGUGAAAUUUUAAAAGAAGAAUUCCACCUUGCAUCAUCUAUGGCAGAUGAGAUUAUAUCUGGAAAUUUGCAAUGGGAUUGCCUAUUUGAGCCGGUAGCAUUCUUCCAAAAAUAUCGUCAUUACAUUGCGAUUAUAGUGAGCACACAGGCCGAAUGGACAGGUCUUGUUGAAUCUAAAAUUCGUAUUUUAGUACAAAAUCUCGAACGACAUCGGCCAAUCGAAAUUGCUCACGUUUUUCCUAAAUCUUAUAAUCGUAAAAUUCCUGAUUCGGAAGAAUCUGCUACUAAAUUAUCUGAAAGUGAAAAUGAAUCGGCAAAUGCAAAUAACGGAAACAAUAUGAAUAAUGAUCAAAACAGUAAUAAUGAUGUAAAUAUGGAUAAAAUUUCGUGCUCCAAUAAUGAAUUUGAAAUGUCAAAGAAUGAUGAUAGUUUGGGGUGCGAUAAAAAAUUCGGUAAUGGUAAUGAUUCCCCUAAUCAAAAUGGUGACAUAGCAGUACCAACUGCGACAACAACCACUACAACAAGUGCAGAUAAUCCAGACUGUCAAGAUUCUAACAAAAACGAUGUAAAAAUGAAAGAACAAAAAAUUUGGUUCAUUGGAUUGCGAUUCCGUAAAAAUGAGGAAUCGAAUGUUGAUCUCACACAGGAUACUCGAAUUUUUGUUGAAACAAUCUUUAAUGCAGCUGCGGCAUUCUUCUCUGAUGAUAUGCUUAUUGAUAUUAAACAUGUUAAGAAACGUGAUCUUGUUAAUUAUUUGCCACCCGAUGAGGCGAACACAAUUGUCGUUUCAAAGAAAUCCAAAUCAUCAUCGUCAUCGAAUCUUGGUUCAACACCGAGCAGUGAAAAGAAGAAACGAAAAAUUGAACAUUGUAAAUCAUGAUGAAGAAAUGGUGGCAGUGGCGAAUAGAUGCAUCGAACAACACUUUGAAAAUUGAUAGGAACGAUGAUUCUUCGGUUGAUAUUCAGAAGAUUCGAUUAACUAUACAG